This is a messenger RNA of Glarea lozoyensis ATCC 20868, 1158 nucleotides long. RefSeq names its product Isocitrate/Isopropylmalate dehydrogenase-like protein. Gene Ontology annotation, biological process: isocitrate metabolic process; tricarboxylic acid cycle. The record is from RefSeq and is a predicted model, not a curated record. NCBI's taxonomy places the organism in Eukaryota, Fungi, Ascomycota, Leotiomycetes, Helotiales, Helotiaceae. Gene Ontology annotation, molecular function: isocitrate dehydrogenase (NAD+) activity; magnesium ion binding; NAD binding. The transcript has 5 exons. Gene Ontology annotation, cellular component: mitochondrion. Bases 1 to 1158 code for a protein of 385 amino acids.
AUGUUAGCAAUUCGCUCAAUUGCUGCUCCUGCGAGGCGGCAGGCUUUCCAUGCAAUCCCCCGCGCAACAGCAUCAAUUUCUGUCCGAUUCCAACGAGGUUAUGCCACUGACAAGAAGGGAGCAGUCGCCAAGUUCCACGGACAAAAGGACACUGAUGGCCUCUACACAGUUAGUUUGAUCGAGGGUGACGGUAUUGGGCCAGAAAUUUCACAAUCCGUCAAGGACAUCUUCUCAGCCGCCGGCGCUCCAGUCAAGUGGGAACCAGUCGACGUUACCCCAAUACUAAAGGAUGGCAAGACUACAAUCGCGCAAGAGACCAUCGAUAGCAUCAAAAGAAACAAGGUUGCGCUCAAGGGCCCUCUAGCUACACCAAUUGGAAAAGGCCACGUCUCUCUCAACUUAACCCUCCGCCGAACAUUCAACCUUUUCGCAAACGUCCGACCAUGCCGCUCUAUCGCCGGUUACAAGACCCCAUACGAUAACGUAGAUACCGUCCUGAUUCGAGAAAACACCGAGGGAGAAUACUCUGGUAUCGAGCAUAUUGUGGUGGACGGUGUUGUGCAGAGUAUUAAGCUUAUCACAAGGGAGGCAAGUGAGCGCGUGCUGCGAUUCGCAUUCCAGUACGCCGAGAACAUCAACCGUCUUAAGGUCCGCGCAGUACACAAAGCUACCAUCAUGAAGAUGAGUGAUGGUCUUUUCUUGGGAACCGCAAACCGUGUCUCCAAGGAUUACCCAAACGUCGAGUUCGAUGCUGAGCUUUUGGACAACACAUGUUUGAAGAUCGUUACCGAUCCAACACCAUACAACGACAAAGUUCUGGUCAUGCCUAACCUUUAUGGAGACAUUCUCUCCGAUAUGUGCGCUGGGUUGAUUGGUGGUCUUGGUCUUACCCCAUCUGGAAACAUUGGAGACGAAUGCUCCAUUUUCGAGGCUGUUCACGGAUCUGCUCCAGAUAUCGCUGGCAAGGCUCUUGCCAAUCCAACUGCUCUUCUCCUUAGUUCCAUCAUGAUGUUGAGACAUAUGGAAUUGUACGACCACGCGCAGAGAAUUGAGACUGCUAUUUUCGAUACCCUAGCAGAAGGAAAGACGUUGACUGGUGAUUUGGGAGGAAAGUCCAAGACACACGAGUAUGCCGGCGCAAUCAUCAAGCGUUUGUAG